Messenger RNA from Blepharisma stoltei, 1713 nucleotides. The record is from the annotation of a GenBank genome assembly. NCBI's taxonomy places the organism in Eukaryota, Ciliophora, Heterotrichea, Heterotrichida, Blepharismidae.
AUGGGAUGCUGCAUUUCAGAAGAUAAAAAAAAGAAACCAAUCAGAAAGACCUUGCCUAGCAAGAAAACAGUUGGCGAAGAAGCUGGCAUCAAAAUAAUUAACGAGAGUAACCCUAAUUUUAGACAUUCAUAAAUUCUAUGACAUUCAAGAGUUAUUGCAAUUUCCGUGGAUGGCGCUGUUUUGGCCUUGAUUUUCCCACUGGGAAAUUUUUUGGUUCGACAAGUACCAUAUGGUUGGUCAAACCAAAAAAUUUUUCCAGUGGGAAAAUCAAGGUCAAAAUAGCGCCAUCCAUGGGAAAUUAGAAUACUAGGUACAGGGCAUUUUGGGUCCGUUAACAGAGCUGUAAGAAAAGACACUAAAGAUUCGCAAGAGUAUGCUAUAAAGUGCAUUGAAAAGCGCACGAUUUUCCACCAAAAUCAUCUUUUGCAGAGAGAGCUUUCUUUACUAAUGACAGUUAACCACCCAAAUAUAGUAAAAUUAUACGAAGUCUAUGAAGAUGACAAGUAUAUCUAUAUGGUUAUGGAGCAUUGUGCAGGAGGAGAGCUGUUUGAGCAGCUGAUGAAGAGGCAUAGGUAUAAAGAAGCAGAUGCAGCGAAAAUUAUUUAUUGCAUAAUGAGCGCAAUUAGCCAUCUGCAUAGUCUUAAUAUAAUUCAUAGAGAUUUGAAGCCUGAAAAUAUCAUGCUGAGCUCCAAAAGUGAAGACGCUGAAAUCAAGAUUAUAGACUUUGGCCUUGCCAAAAAGCUAGAGAGUGAUAAAGCUGGGCAGAACACUAUUGUUGGGAGUACCUACUAUGUGGCACCUGAAGUUUUGAAUGAUAAGUACGGAGCUGAGUGCGACGAAUGGAGCAUUGGGGUUAUCAUGUAUAUGCUGCUGUUAGGAAGAGCUCCUUUUGAAGGAAACUCAGAUGCGUCUAUUUAUAAAAAAAUUGCAAGCUGUAAGUACCCUCAUGAAGGAGAAGAUUGGGAUACGCUUUCAAGUGAAGCCAAAGAUCUUUUGAAAAGGCUGCUGGAGCCAAGGACAAGACUGAGAAUCACUUCAAAAGAAGCCCUUAACCAUUCGUGAUUUGAACUGAGGACUAGCCAUACAACUCAAAAAAUACAUCGAAAGGUGAUGCAGCGCUUAAGGCAAAGGAACAAAGCAAACCAGCUGAUACGAGAAACAAUGCAUGUCUGUAUUCGUUAUUUAAAAAUCAAUGAAAUUGAAGAAUUGAAUGAGAUUUUUAGAGAGCUUGACACACAGCACACAGGACGUAUUACAGCUAAUGAUUUGCAAGCAGGGUUGAAAAAAGUUGGGAUUAAUUUGAGUGAUGAGGACGUUGAGGGUAAACUUUAUGUAGAUCUGAUUAAGGGGUUGGAUCAGACUGAAGCAGGGAUGCUAAAUUACUCGGAUUUCCUUGCUGCGACGAUGGACAAAAAACUCCUUCAAAAUAAGGAUGCUUUGUGACUAGCGUUUAAAAGUUUUGAUAUUCAUGAUGAAGGAGCGAUUACAAAAGAAAAGCUGAAAGUAGCCAUGAGUAGGGCUGGGUGGAAGCUUACUGAUAAAGAUAUCAAAAAUAUGUUUUGUGACCUCGGGCUAAGCGAAAAUGAACCAAUCAAUUUUGAAGCCUUUUGCAUGAUUUUUGAUAGUAAUUUUUAUAUAGAACCUAAUGAUAUUGAAGAUGCUUCUAUUCUUAUAACAUCGACAAAUGUGGAAGGGCUUGAAAAUAGAGUUUAA